GACGUCAGAUAGAGGCAUUUAAUUUCCUUCUGAUUUUGAACCUCUCUUUCUCUAGCAUCCUCCGGAAAUGCCUGAGCUCAAGAGAGGCUAUAAAAUGAUGAUGGACCACGCGAGUGUACCCACACUCUUUUGAGUUUGCUCGUCACAAACAUCACAUCCAAGUCAAACAGUGGUAUAAACUCGCAUUCAAAACCUUGGUGUUCAUCCAUAACUCACUCUACGCAAUAUCGAUUUGAUGGCACCCAAGAAAGAAAUGACUACACAGGGAGAAGGACUAGACGUGCAGAGCGAGACCACGACCGUAGACAAAGCCGUCAAUAGAAUAUUCAGCACUCCCGACUGGAACCCGGACUCAGGAAUCAAAAUUUCAUGCUCGCGACGUAAGCACAAGGACAAAAGUCACAUUCGUCGGCCAAUGAACGCCUUCAUGAUCUACGCCCAAGCUGCCAGACGAAAGGUUGCAAGAGAGUAUCCAAAUCUUAGCUAUGCACAACUCAGUAAAACCCUCGGGAAACUCUGGCGUCUGCUGGACGCGAGGGAGAAACGACCGUUCAUCGAGGAGGCCGAACGUCUCCGACAGCAACACAAGGUCGACUACCCCGAGUACAAAUUUCAACCGAAACGAAAGUCAAGAAAAGGGAGCACGGAUGAAAACGAAAACGUCGUGUCAGAACGCGACCUGCUAACGCUUCUCAAAUCAAACGUGAACACGGGACUGUCAAACACGAACAAUAGCGAUCAUCAGGUCAGACUGCCGGGAAAUCCCGACAUGUCACGAAUCCCAUACAACGCACAACUUCACGUCAGCACGAACUAUUCCGAAGGCAUUCCGAAGAAUCCCGGCGUUAAAAUGGAACCAGAAUCGCCGCAAGACGAGAUCUUCGAAGACCUGUUGUCCGUGUUAAGCGAUAUGGAAAAUGACAAAGCGAACUUUGGGUACUCCACGAAACUUACCCCGCCUCCUUCGCCAGAUUAUAACCUCAGUCUUCUUCCCGCUAGAAGCACAAACUCCCCCGUAAACCCUACGUUUCCUACCUAUUCCACACCUACCCACCACAAUAACGACUUCACGGCGCUAUCGAACUAUUUGACCGGGUACCAAAACUACAAUGAGUUAAGUUUCACUCAGACAGUGACACAACCUGUGACCAGCCCGUUCCAGGGCAGUCAAGCGUUCCAAAACACUCAAAACACAAUUACCAACACGGAACUUGCAAAUCAGUACACGAAUUUAGUGACAGUAGUCUAAUACAUACAGAUUUAUAUUUAUAUAUAUGUGUAUAUGUAUAACGUUUGUGAAAUAUUACAAUGGAGGGGAACAUUCUAAUCAUAUAAUAAUACUUUAACCGAAAUAUUUAUACAAAAUAACCAUAAAAUUCAUAGACUUAAUUCAAACUCAUGCAUACUACGGAUAACUUAGGAGUUUAUAUUGAAAGGUAGCCAUGAAUUUCAUAUCGUAUUUGGUGGUAAAAAUACGUCAAUAAAUCUUUAGAUAAUGCACUGCGGUUAAUUUGAAUGGCUGCCAUUGUAAAUAACGCAUUUUUUGUAUAUUUCCAUGAACCACACACGUGUGUUGGUAUUAUUCAAUAAAAUUCCGAGUAUUUCAAAAGAUUUAUCGUAUUUUUGUUGUUGCCAGACUUGUUGAAAUGAGGUUUCAUUGUUUUAUAUCGUUUCAUGUUUACGAAAGGAAAUGAAAAACGUUUUCUCGUGUGAUAUGGUUUACGAAAAAUGUA
Messenger RNA from Dendronephthya gigantea, 1733 nucleotides. Its product is annotated as transcription factor SOX-9-like. The record is from RefSeq and is a predicted model, not a curated record. Gene Ontology annotation, cellular component: nucleus. Gene Ontology annotation, biological process: regulation of transcription by RNA polymerase II. The coding region runs from base 236 to 1249 and encodes 337 amino acids. The transcript has 2 exons. Gene Ontology annotation, molecular function: RNA polymerase II cis-regulatory region sequence-specific DNA binding; DNA-binding transcription factor activity, RNA polymerase II-specific. Lineage: Eukaryota; Metazoa; Cnidaria; Anthozoa; Malacalcyonacea; Nephtheidae.